AUGUGUGGCCCCAACAUCCACUACUAUAACUACAGAAACUCCUACCACAACUACCACUACAACCACAGAGCCUCCAACCACAACACCUACUACUACUACCACUAUGACUACCACUACAACCACAGAGACUCCUACCACAACACCUACUACAACUUCAACAACCACAGAAACUCCUACCACAACACCUACUACUACUACAACUACCACUACAACCACAGAGACUCCUACUACAACAUCUACUACUACAAGCACUACGACUACCACAACAACCACAGAGACUCCUACUACAACACCUUCUACUCCUACUUCUACAACUACAGAAACUCCUACCACAACACCUACUACAACUACAACUACAACUACAGAAACACCUACCACAACAUCGACUACUACAACAAUUACCACUACAACCACAGAGACUCCUACUACAACAUCUACUACUACUACUACUACUUCUACAACCACAGAGACUCCUACCACAACACCUACUACAACUACAACCACAGAGACUCCUACUACAACACCUACUACAACUUCGACAACCACAGAAACUCCUACCACAACACCUACUACUACUACUACAACUACAACUACCACUACAACCACGGAGACUCCUACUACAACACCAACUACAACUUUGACAACCACAGAAACUCCUACCACAACACCAUCUACAACUAG
Oryzias melastigma (Indian medaka) is the source of this 681-nucleotide messenger RNA. Its product is annotated as histidine-rich glycoprotein-like. Bases 1 to 681 code for a protein of 226 amino acids. Lineage: Eukaryota; Metazoa; Chordata; Actinopteri; Beloniformes; Adrianichthyidae. The transcript has a single exon. The record is from RefSeq and is a predicted model, not a curated record.